GCCCGCUCCACUUCCGGGAGGGAGGCGCCAUCGUCGUCGUCGUCGUCGUCGUCGUGAGGGCCCUGGUACCUCAGCGGCGCCAUGAACAAGAAGAAGAAGCCGUUCCUGGGCAUGCCCGCCCCGCUCGGAUACGUGCCGGGGCUGGGCCGAGGCGCCACCGGUUUCACGACACGAUCAGAUAUUGGCCCCGCUCGGGACGCCAAUGAUCCUGUUGAUGACCGCCAUGCACCCCCAGGCAAGAGGACUGUGGGAGAUCAGAUGAAGAAAAACCAGGCUGCAGAUGAUGAUGAUGAAGAUCUGAACGACACCAAUUACGAUGAGUUUAACGGCUAUGCUGGAAGUCUCUUCUCAAGUGGGCCCUAUGAAAAAGAUGAUGAGGAAGCAGAUGCUAUUUAUGCAGCUUUAGACAAAAGAAUGGAUGAAAGAAGGAAAGAAAGAAGAGAGCAGAGGGAGAAAGAAGAGAUUGAAAAAUACCGUAUGGAGCGUCCCAAAAUUCAGCAACAGUUCUCAGAUCUGAAAAGGAAGCUGGCAGAAGUCACGGAGGAAGAAUGGCUGAGUAUUCCUGAAGUUGGAGAUGCUAGAAACAAACGUCAGAGGAACCCCCGAUAUGAGAAACUGACUCCUGUACCUGACAGUUUCUUUGCUAAACAUUUACAGACAGGAGAAAAUCACACUUCGGUUGAUCCCCGACAAACGCAAUUUGGGGGCCUCAACACUCCCUAUCCCGGGGGACUGAAUACUCCUUAUCCAGGUGGAAUGACACCAGGGCUAAUGACGCCUGGGACAGGUGAGCUGGACAUGAGGAAGAUUGGCCAAGCCAGGAACACCUUGAUGGAUAUGAGAUUAAGCCAGGUGUCGGAUUCAGUAAGCGGGCAGACUGUCGUGGAUCCUAAGGGCUAUUUGACAGAUUUGAAUUCUAUGAUCCCCACUCAUGGAGGGGAUAUCAAUGACAUCAAAAAAGCCCGUUUACUCCUGAAGUCUGUGCGAGAAACUAAUCCUCAUCACCCUCCUGCCUGGAUCGCUUCAGCCCGCUUAGAAGAAGUCACUGGAAAAUUACAAGUAGCUCGAAACCUCAUUAUGAAGGGGACAGAGAUGUGUCCCAAGAGUGAAGAUGUCUGGUUAGAAGCUGCCCGAUUACAGCCCGGUGACACAGCGAAGGCCGUGGUGGCCCAAGCAGUCCGCCACCUCCCCCAGUCCGUCCGGAUCUACAUCCGAGCAGCCGAGCUAGAAACAGACAUUCGAGCGAAGAAGCGGGUUUUGAGGAAAGCCCUUGAGCAUGUUCCAAACUCAGUGCGCUUGUGGAAGGCAGCGGUGGAGUUAGAGGAGCCAGAAGAUGCUAGAAUAAUGCUGAGUCGAGCUGUGGAAUGCUGUCCAACUAGCGUGGAGCUAUGGCUCGCUCUAGCAAGACUGGAGACUUAUGAAAAUGCCCGUAAGGUCUUGAACAAAGCCCGUGAGAACAUCCCCACAGACCGGCACAUCUGGAUUACUGCUGCCAAGUUGGAGGAAGCCAAUGGAAAUACUCAGAUGGUGGAGAAAAUCAUUGACAGAGCUAUCACAUCCCUCAGGGCCAAUGGGGUAGAAAUCAACAGAGAGCAGUGGAUCCAGGAUGCCGAGGAAUGUGAUAAAGCUGGGAGUGUAGCCACUUGCCAGGCUGUCAUGCGAGCUGUGAUUGGUAUUGGAAUUGAGGAAGAAGAUCGAAAGCACACCUGGAUGGAAGAUGCAGACAGUUGUGUUGCCCACAAUGCCCUGGAGUGUGCUCGAGCCAUUUAUGCCUAUGCCCUGCAAGUCUUCCCCAGUAAGAAGAGCGUUUGGCUCCGUGCAGCCUAUUUUGAAAAAAACCACGGUACCAGGGAAUCAUUGGAAGCCCUGUUACAGAGAGCGGUGGCUCACUGUCCCAAAGCUGAAGUCCUUUGGCUCAUGGGGGCCAAGUCAAAGUGGCUAGCCGGUGAUGUGCCGGCUGCGAGAAGCAUUCUGGCCCUGGCUUUUCAGGCCAAUCCCAACAGUGAGGAGAUCUGGUUGGCUGCCGUGAAGCUGGAAUCUGAAAAUAACGAGUACGAGCGGGCCAGGAGAUUGUUGGCUAAGGCUAGAAGCAGUGCGCCUACAGCCCGGGUGUUCAUGAAGUCUGUGAAACUGGAGUGGGUGCUUGGGAACAUUGCUGCCGCUCAGGAACUCUGCGAAGAAGCCUUGAAGCACUAUGAAGACUUCCCCAAACUGUGGAUGAUGAAAGGACAGAUUGAGGAGCAGGAGGAGUUGAUUGAGAAGGCCCGGGAAGCCUAUAAUCAAGGGUUGAAGAAGUGUCCCCAUUCCACACCCCUGUGGCUUUUACUUUCCAGACUGGAGGAGAAGGUUGGACAGCUGACCAGAGCAAGAGCCAUCUUAGAGAAGUCUCGUUUGAAGAAUCCCAAGAACCCAGAUUUGUGGUUAGAGUCCGUGCGCUUGGAAUAUCGAGCUGGGCUGAAGAACAUCGCCAAUACAUUGAUGGCAAAGGCGCUGCAGGAGUGCCCCAACUCAGGGAUCUUGUGGUCAGAAGCCAUUUUCCUCGAGGCGAGACCACAGAGGAAGACCAAAAGUGUGGAUGCCCUGAAGAAAUGCGAGCACGAUCCCCACGUUCUCCUCGCUGUGGCUAAGUUGUUUUGGAGUGAGCGGAAAAUAACCAAGGCCCGAGAGUGGUUCCACCGAACAGUGAAGAUAGACUCUGAUUUAGGGGAUGCCUGGGCUUUCUUCUACAAAUUUGAGCUGCAGCACGGCACAGAGGAGCAGCAGGAAGAGGCGAAGAAGCGCUGUGAGAAUGCUGAGCCCCGCCACGGAGAGCUGUGGUGCGAUGUGUCCAAGGAUAUCGAGAACUGGCAGAAGAAGAUCGGCGAGAUCCUUGUGCUCGUGGCAGCCAAAAUUAAAAACGCCUUUUAGAGCCUUGUCUCUUCCUCCGAAAGCAACCCCGGGACAGUGGAUUACCCUCAACCAGCAGGAGAGUGCGGGAUCCUUAAAACACACACACCAUCUGGGGACAGGAUAGUCAUUUCAUCUGGUUUCCAAGAUUCGUUUUGAAAGAGAAGGCUCAGCUCCACCCUCAGAAGCUGUACUGACAGUGUCCCCAAGGAACUGGGUUUUGUUCAAGAAUUUCCCUUCUGGCAUCAGUAAUACAGUUCUGGUUGCGGAGCCUUUUUAAGAGGGAUAGAGAUAGCUAUUGUACGGAGCCGUCUCUUACCGAUCCUUUCAUUUUAAUUAUUUUUUUUAAUUCAACAUGUAGCCUCAUAACCUUCCAUUUCCUUUUGAUUUCCUUCUUUGUCUUGAGCUCCUUUCCAAUCCUUUCUACCUUCCUUCCGUUUUUUGGAAUUUGACCUUUCCCGGUGUUUUCCCAUAAGGGAGGUUGCCCCAAGAUGCCCCUUGGAGCUGACGUACACUUUAAUUCCAACUAGAUCGAGGUGAUCUUUGGAGCUAUUAAUCACCAGAAAUGUUCAGUGGGCCUAGGGAAAGCCCUUUGCCAUUUUGAAUUAUAAGUCCUGUUUGUGCAUCAUAUUUUCAUGGCUAAUUUGGGACCGGGCUUUGAACUGUGUACUUUAAGACUACAAGUACAUUCAACCAGGCAUUCUAGAUAGAGCCACUGACUUUAUUUUCUACCAAAGGUUUUAAUAGCAGGAAAACACAUCCUACAGGAGAAAAAAAAAACAGAAGUGAUUUCGUUAACAGCAAAAAGGAAGUUGGAGUCAGGCCUACCUUUGGUACAUAGCAUACAAGAUUUGCAGUCUGAAGAUCCACUGCUUUGCAAGUAGUAUUUAGGGAUCUCUAGGAGUCCAUUGAAAAUAGUGCAAUGUUGAAAUGCUUAUGUAGACAUUGCCUGAAGGUAUUGCAUGAUGAGACAUUCCGUAUGGAAUCUUUCUGGGCAAGGUCCAAUACUACUGAUAAUACCUUCAGCCCUUGAAGUUGAUCUCUAGAAGGGAUGAACGGAAGGGACGAAGACCAUUUCCAUUCAUACAGAGAGCAGCUCCUCUUGUUUUCUAGAAAAUGGUCAACCUGAGAUUUUGAGUUGUAGCUCCUCUCAAUCACUCGUUCCGCUUGCCAGAGUAAGAGAUUACCAUUCAAUCAGUGGUAUUAUUUGAAUGCUUACAUGUGUGCCGAGCACUAUACUAUGCGCUUGGGAGAGUACAAUAUAGCAGAGUUGGUACACGUUCCCUGCCCAUGACAAGCUUAAAGUCUAGAGAGCCGUAAGCCCAUUUUCCACAUUAUAUAGAUGACUUUUACGUAAAUAGGAUUGGCAGUAUCUCAUUCAAAAAGGAACCUAGUGAAUGUCCAUAUUUGGGGUAAGGAAUUGCUAAUAGGGAGAAUCAUAUCUCCUACUACUUUUGUUCAGUGAGAUGGAAAAUAAGUUCACCUAGGAAAUAGGAUUUAGAAAUUUGGGUCUGUCUGAUCUAAUUAUUUUGUAUCUACCCUCACACCUCAUUUAUUGCUAGGACUUAAUGAUAUUUCCUGUCCAACUCUGGUAAGCUGUACAGAUAUUGUGUAAAAUAUAAACCUGUUACGUAGUUACUUAUUGUUUGUUUUGCUCCUAUAUGAUCACCAGCUUCUCCACUGCCAUGUGUCCAACAUUGGAGGCUUCUGACUGUCAAAAGAGUUAAUGGAAGGUAGAUGGAGAUAUCUGACUGGUACUGUGAGAAUGUCUUUCCAAAGGUUCAGGUAAAAACUGAAUGUCAGCAUGAGGACAUUUUACAAAUGCAGUACAGAAAAAUACUGAUCCGUCAUUUUGUAUAUGCAUUUCUCCAUUUAGACUGGGAGAGUACCUAGGAUAGACAAAAGAUUAUAUAUCAUCCUGCUGAAAGCAUCGUAAUUGGAGAGACUUUACAAAGGUUGACAUAUAAGGUGCAGUUAGAUGAGCGUACAGUGAGUUUAGUCAUUCGCACCAAUGUCGGGAUCCUGUGGGGAGAACAACUAAAACAACGUUUCUCAUGAGAAAGGAAAAUUUUGUUUGGUGCCCCUCGUUACUCUUCUUGGUAUGCAAAGACAGUGCUGCCGGUGACUUUGUUUCCUGAACCGAAGUUUUCACCUUCAGCAGAACGUUCACGGGAGAUCACUUCUUCUGAGAGAGGAGACUGUCACUGAUUUUGCUCCCCCUCCCACCUCCUUCCCCCUGGGUGGGCAUGGAGUGAGUUGACUGGUCUGGGGCUAAAAUGGAGGGGCAGGAUGUUCGUGCUGCUCAUAUCAAAAUUCACUCUUCCUGAGUACAUAGGGGUUUUUUUUUUCCUCUCAGAGCUGUGUCCUAGGGAGUUCUGUGAGAAGUUGUGAUCAGUAUUUGAGUAUUUUAGAGCAGAACCCUUUAUGUGAUCAAAUGAGUCCUGAGUGACUUGGUAAAUUUGUGAGCUCCUGUUGCUAGCUAAAUGAGUGUAAUUGCCUUUCUACCAAUCAGCGGAUCAUUCACAGAUAUCAGAGUAUUCAAUCUUGGAAGUGUGCUGCUUAUACUGGUAACAGGAUGAUUUAAGGCAGCAUGACUAAUUUUUCAGGGAGUAUGCCGGUAUUAAUUUUCCAGGUGACGAGAAUAAGAUAGACUGGUGUUUUUAUUAAAGCCUAAGAAAUCUUUCUUUGGAGUCUCUGUGCUUGUGCAACACUUGAACUGUACAAUCAGUGAUUGUUGGAGGAUACAUUUUCAGAAACAAAUUCAUAGAGGGGGGAAAAACCUUUUAUUCUGGUUGACAAACAGCAGGACACUUUGUGCGAAAGUCAUUAAGACUUGUUCCCCAUCGCACCUGAUUAAUUUCAGAGCUGUUCUGUGUUCCCCUUCUUGUUUCAAAAUGAAUUUCCUUUUGCUAUUUGGUGCCCAGUUUCAUGAAAACAUUGAAAUGGCUAGUAUGUUGAUUUGAUUAAAGUCAGCCUUGAAUUAGAAAAGCUCUGCUGUUUCUAGUGGGUGCGAGAGGGAAAAGAAAAGGGGUGGCAGUUUUAUUUUUUUAAACUUUUUGUACAUCCCCAAAGAAUAAUUUUUAGCUGCAAAUUUUUCCUAAAGAUAGUACUCGGAUAAAUAAACAUGAAUGACAC
Messenger RNA from Tachyglossus aculeatus (Australian echidna), 6021 nucleotides. RefSeq names its product pre-mRNA processing factor 6 (gene PRPF6). The transcript has 21 exons. Gene Ontology annotation, cellular component: catalytic step 2 spliceosome; U4/U6 x U5 tri-snRNP complex. Bases 82 to 2907 code for a protein of 941 amino acids. Gene Ontology annotation, biological process: spliceosomal tri-snRNP complex assembly; mRNA splicing, via spliceosome. The record is from RefSeq and is a predicted model, not a curated record. Lineage: Eukaryota; Metazoa; Chordata; Mammalia; Monotremata; Tachyglossidae. Gene Ontology annotation, molecular function: protein binding.